Glycine soja is the source of this 1560-nucleotide messenger RNA. RefSeq lists its product as uncharacterized. The transcript has a single exon. The record is from RefSeq and is a predicted model, not a curated record. NCBI's taxonomy places the organism in Eukaryota, Viridiplantae, Streptophyta, Magnoliopsida, Fabales, Fabaceae. The coding region runs from base 25 to 1191 and encodes 388 amino acids.
GGUGACCUUGAGGAAGAGAUCUACAUGGAGCAACCUCCUGGGUUUGUUGCUCAGGGGGAGUAUGGUCUUGUGUGUAAGCUGCGUCGAUCCCUCUAUGGGUUGAAGCAAUCCCCUUGGGCUUUGUUUGGUAAAUUCAGUCAUAUUGUUCAACUCUUUGGGUUGAAACGAAGUGAAGCCAAUCAUUCUGUUUUUUAUUGUCAUUCAUCCCCUAGGAAAUGUGUUUAUUUGAUAGUAUAUGUUGAUGAUAUAGUGAUUACAGGGAAUGAUGCUACUAAGAUUGUCCAGCUAAAGGAGCACUUAUUCAGUCAUUUCCAGACCAAAGACCUAGGGUAUUUGAAGUACUUCUUUGGUAUUGAGGUGGCUCAAUCAGGAGAUGGUGUUGUGAUCUCACAGAGAAAGUAUGCUCUUGACAUUUUGGAGGAGACAAGCAUGCAGAAUUGUAGACCUGUUGAUAGCCCUAUGGAUCCGAAUCUGAAGCUCAUGGCAGAUCAAGGUGAAAUCUAUCAUGACCCCGAAAGAUAUAGGAGACUUGUGGGAAAACUAAUUUAUCUCACCAUUACAAGACCUGAUAUUUCCUUUGCUGUUGGAGUAGUGAGCCAAUUUAUGCAAUAUCCCCGUGCUGAUCAUUGGAAUGCUGUUACAUGUAUUCUUAGAUAUAUAAAGAGAGCUCCGGGACAAGGACUGCUUUAUGAAGACAAAGGUAACACACAAAUAUCUGGGUAUUGUGAUGCAGAUUGGGCUGGCUGUCCCAUGGAUAGGAGAUCCACAUCAGGAUACUGCGUCUCUAUUGGCGGAAAUGUUAUCUCUUGGAAAAGUAAGAAGCAAGCUGUUGUUGCUCGAUCUAGUGCGGAGGCUGAAUACAGAUCUAUGGCUAUGGUCACAUGUGAACUUAUGUGGAUUAAACAAAUUCUUGAAGAGUUGAAAUUCUGCAAAGUGGUACAAAUGAAGUUAUAUUGUGAUAAUCAGGCUGCUCUUCACAUUGCUUCAAACCCAGUCUUCCAUGAGAGGACCAAGCACAUAGAGAUUGACUGUCACUUUAUUCGAGAGAAGCUACUGUCCAAAGAGAUUGUCACUGAGUUCAUUAAUUCUAAUGAUCAGCCAGCUGAUAUUUUGACUAAGUCUUUAAGGGGGCCUAAGAUUCAGUUUAUAUGUUCCAAGCUUGGUGCAUAUGAUUUAUAUGCUCCAACUUGAGGGGGAGUGUUAUAAUUAUGUGUAUCUUUUGAUAGAUUUUCUGUUUUUAGCUUCCUUAGUCUCCUGCUUAGCUUGUGGUAGAAGACAGCAGUAUGACUUGUCUUGUCAAGCUGUCUCUAUCCCUUUUUGAUGUAUAUAUAUAUGUAUUAUUUGAAUGUAAUAAAGUAAGCAAGUGAGUGAACAGUCUUCUUCCUCACAUAUUCAAAGCUUCAAGUAACUUUUAAUUUUCAUUAGAAGAAUGGAAGUGACAAGGAUCAAACUUUAGACCAUUUGGUCAUAGAGGCAUUGCUAUAUCAUGUCAUGAACCAACUAUGCCAAUAGCUUAAAUUGUCAUAUGAAGACACAUGAUUGGUUUUAUAUUAUACAUAA